This is a messenger RNA of Sinocyclocheilus rhinocerous, 447 nucleotides long. RefSeq names its product arachidonate 5-lipoxygenase-like. The transcript has 4 exons. The record is from RefSeq and is a predicted model, not a curated record. Lineage: Eukaryota; Metazoa; Chordata; Actinopteri; Cypriniformes; Cyprinidae. Gene Ontology annotation, molecular function: oxidoreductase activity, acting on single donors with incorporation of molecular oxygen, incorporation of two atoms of oxygen; protein binding; iron ion binding. The annotation marks the transcript as partial.
GUGGUAUCUGUCGACAUCAGUACGAAGGAGAUCCUUGGAGACAUAGUGCUGGUGAAACUUGAAAAGGAGGAAUUCUUGUUCAAUGAUCAGUGGUACUGCAGAUGCAUCAAUGUGACGACUCCCUCUGGAGAGCGCGUCGAGUUCCCCUGUUAUCGCUGGAUAGCCAAUGAAAAGGAAGUGGUUCUUCGAGAUGGCAAGGGUCGAUUGCCUCAGGAUGAUAAUAUGAAAGAGUACAGGCGCAUGGAACUGGAAUCCAGACAACUACUGUUCAGGUGGAAGGAGUGGCGCCCUGGUUUCCCCCCUGAGCAUCGAUGCCAACACAGGCACUGAACUUCCUUUGGACAUUCAGUUUGAAACUGCAAAAACUGUGGACUUCUCUUUGAAUUACCUUAAAGCGAUUGAGAAUCUUGGUCUUAAUGAACUUAUGAGGUUGUUCCAGUCCUCUUG